ACAAAUAAACCACGGCUGACUGAGGCAGCACAGUGACUCCAGCAGCCAGCAGCUGGGGAAGCCGAAUAACCUGGGCCUCUCGUCCCCGCAGACAGGCGCUGGUGUCCACCAGUGACCAGGGGUGUCUCUCACAGGAAACCUGUUCACACUGAAAGCUACUCUUGCGGUUCUAAUCCAUUCCUGCCACGACAGCCAUCUCUAGGAGAGCCCUGGAAAGAAGAGCUGGGAAAGAAGUCUCCCCAAAAUGGACAACACACAGAGUGUCUUCAGGAGGGAGCUGGUGGAUGUUCAGGGCAUCCCUCUCUUCUGGAGCAUAGCUGAGGAGUGGUCCACAGUAGAGUCAUUCGAGGCCCGGCCAGAUGACCUUCUCAUCUCCACGUAUCCCAAAUCUGGAACGACUUGGAUCAGUGAAAUCCUGGAUUUGAUCUAUAACAACGGGGAUGCAGAGAAAUGUAAACGGGAUGCGAUAUACAGGCGAGUUCCUUUCAUGGAGCUUAUCAUUCCUGGAAUCACAAACGGUGUUGAGCAGUUGAACAACAUGCCAUCUCCUCGUCUGGUGAAAACGCACCUGCCUGUUCAACUUCUCCCUUCUUCAUUUUGGAAGAAUGACUGCAAGAUGAUCUACGUGGCAAGGAAUGCCAAGGAUGUGGCUGUGUCUUACUAUUAUUUCUACCAGAUGGCAAAGAUGCACCCAGAGUCUGGGUCUUGGGAGGAGUUUCUGAAUAAAUUUAUGAAUGGAAAGGUGUGUUUUGGUUCCUGGUAUGACCAUGUGAAGGGCUGGUGGGAGAAGAAGAAAAAUUAUCGUAUUCUUUACCUAUUUUACGAAGACAUGAAAGAGAACACAAAGUAUGAAAUUCAGAAGCUGUUAAAGUUUCUUGAUAAAGAUAUACCAGAAGAAAUUGUGAAUAAAAUUCUCUAUCACAGUUCUUUUGAUGUGAUGAAGCAGAACCCCAAGGCAAAUUAUACCACUAUGCUGAAGGAGGAGAUGGACCACUCUGUGUCUCCUUUCAUGAGGAAAGGUAUUUCAGGAGACUGGAAGAAUCUGUUCACAGUAGCCCAGUAUGAGACGUUCGAAGAAGAUUAUAAAGAGAAAAUGAGAGGCUGCUCGCUGCACUUCCGUUCAGAACUCUAAGAUGCACCUGCCUUUCCUCCAUGUGAUAUAGUUAGCACUUAAAUUAAGAAAAAAAAAUCCUUUCAAAUAUUUAGUGAAAAUAAAUUUGGCAGCAACUCUUCCUUAUUUGCUUAGAUUAGUGGUAGCAAUAGAAUAAUCAAGGAAUUUCAGAGUCUGUGUAGGAAUUGCCAGUACCGUCCCUAUGAUUUUACUGAUGCUCCAUAGUGAUUUUACCUGUUUUCCAAGUGAAAUUAUAAGAUAAAAAUUUAAAAUCUAUACAGUAACCUAUUUUACUUUAAAAAAUCAAGGUCUAAUUUCUUUUUUGUUAUUUGCUUAGCAAAAUACCACUGUAAUAUUAGACCAACAACAUUUUUGUACAAUGAGGUCACUGAAAUUCAGUUCCCUAGAAUGGUAUGCUAUAAAUCAAAUUUUGGGUAGUUUGUUAUUCAUAGUGUCUUACUGUUAUAUUUUAUAUGCUAAUUAUCUAAGACAAUAACAAGAAAAUAAUCAGUAAGUUUGAGUUACAGUAUUGUUUACAUAGUUAUGUAUUAGCUAUUGUCAGAGAGAAAAAACAAAGUUCACAGUUAUCAUAAUGUUACACUUUAUGAAACACCUUCUGAGUAUAAUGUGCCCUAACAAAAUCAGAAAUGCAGAGUGCAAACAGCUUCAAGUCAGGGCAGAGAUAAAAGGAAAGCACAGGGAAACUGUACCUUCUGCUCAAUUUUUCUGUGAGCCUAAAAGUACUCUAAAAAUAAAGUCUAUCAAAACUAAAACUAAAUAAAACAAAAA
Otolemur garnettii (small-eared galago) is the source of this 1900-nucleotide messenger RNA. Its product is annotated as sulfotransferase 1 family member D1. Gene Ontology annotation, molecular function: sulfotransferase activity. The record is from RefSeq and is a predicted model, not a curated record. Bases 245 to 1132 code for a protein of 295 amino acids. The transcript has 9 exons. NCBI's taxonomy places the organism in Eukaryota, Metazoa, Chordata, Mammalia, Primates, Galagidae. Gene Ontology annotation, biological process: sulfation. Gene Ontology annotation, cellular component: cytoplasm.